UUCGGAUUGCUCAUUGCACGGCUAGGAAUCUCGAGUUCAGUGAACUUAUCACCGUCCUCCUUUACCCUCGAAGCUCUGUGAGCCCACUUUUGAACACUAGCAUCUCCUAGCCCCGAGGAUCGACAAAAAUAUAAUGGGAAACAGCGAAUCUAACUGGCGUUUCUCCGCCAUGCGGCUUGGCAGCGCGACAGCACCAUGUCUCCUGGUUUUCGUGCUCCUUGCGGCGGCGCCUUCCCCAGCUGUAGCGCGUCAUCCCGACCAGGACAAGCCGCAUGGCCCUCUGACCAUGACACCCAAAGGGUGCUACAAGAGAUGCAACAAUCUUCGAAUGGGAUACUUCAUUAAACAUCCCUCCCACACGAGGGCGUCGGGACCGGCUAACACCGUCGCGAACAUCAACUACGAGCGCUACCUCGUUGACACGGCGAAUGCAAAAGUCGUCGGGUCGGCGUCAACUUCAGGGAACCCAGGGGAGGAAGUGCAAUGCUGCAGGAAGUGCGCAGAGACGACUGGCUGCAGAUUCUGGCACCUCAGGGCCCACGGAAACGGUGUUCCUGGCGAAUGCACAUUACUGGGCUCGCUGGCGGGGAUCACCGUGACCAACUGGGACAGAGCGAUUGCUAUAACCUACCUUGGAGGAGAGUGCAACCCUGAAGCCGGUACCAAGGACGAUCCGCAUUUCCUGGGAGCGGACGGCACGAGCUUCGACUUCAAUGGGCUGCUCGGCCGAUCCUUCUGCCUCAUCUCCGACCGUCGGAUCCACAUCAACAUGGGCAUCAAUGGCUACCGCCCCAUCGCGAAUCUCCCGGGCACUGCCACGUCACUGGACGAAGCCUCGCUCGCUGCAGCGCUGGAAGUUGUGGCCAGUGAGAAAAAGCCACAUCACAUUCGGGAGCUGGAGAAGGAACAGUUGAGUGCAGAAGAAGUUGCUGAGCUGGAAAGGAUGAGGGCCAAUGGGAGCCUGCCGUUGACUGCUGAGGUGACGGCGGCGCUCGAACGGGAAAGUGGGAAUCGUGGGGACGAGGAAAAGCACUCGAUUCAGUAUGGAGAGGAAGAGCUGAAAGCGAGGCUGCUUAAAGGGAAGGCUAUUCGCAGCUGGAUCAGAGAGCUCCAAGUCAUGUGGCAUGAUGAGAUUGGUUCGCAGCACUCAGUGUACAUCAAGGCGCGAGACGGCAAGGAGCAGGGGCGGGGCAGCGGCGGAUUCAUUGACCGGAUGGAAAUCGACGGCCAGCCGGUGGCCCCUCCUUUCGCAGGCGGCUCUUCUGUCUCCGGCACUGGCGGCCUAAAGCUGCUCCUGGCGGACACGCGGAGGAGCCGCAAGGGGAAAGAGGAGGAUGAGUUUCGACUGACAAUCGAGGGGCUGCUGGAUAUGGAGGUGACAGCGCGCGUGGCGCAUCCGCUCAUGCAGACUGCAGACGAGGCGCAGGCGCACUUCAACGUGCACAUAGUUCAGCUCAACCACACGGAGGGGAUUCACGGCGUGUUGGGGCAGACAUUCCGCAGUGAGGCGGUGCGCAAGGUGCGGUCGCUGCGGUACCGCCUGCUGACGCGGCUGCUGCGGGAGGCGGUGGACGUGGAGAGCGAGAGCGGCAGGGGGUUCCUGGACGGGCGCAUGGAGGACUACAUCACGUCGGGGAUCGGUGCACCGGAUUGCAUGUUCGCUGCCGCCUGGCGGAGGGGCGAGCAUGCGAGCAGUGACUGAAGCAGCAUGAUGAGUGGUUGUGAGGUCAUGUGAAGUGGCGCUGGGGGUUCCUGGAUGGGGCGCAAGGAUGUCAGGUUGCAUGUCCACUGUCGCAUGGCACAUGGUUGAGCAUCACAUAGCAGCUGCGGAAGCGAUUUCAUGCAAUGAGGAGUGCAUGUGAAGCGGAGAACCUUAGUUUGGCUUCAGAAAUAAGCGUGAACAUUGCUUGUUUCCUAGUUGAAUACAUAAGUUUCUUGUAGCUCAAUGUAUGUACCGUAUAUACGCGGUUUGCUUGCUGUAUCAGUAGUGUUU
This is a messenger RNA of Closterium sp. NIES-67, 1993 nucleotides long. The record is from the annotation of a GenBank genome assembly. NCBI's taxonomy places the organism in Eukaryota, Viridiplantae, Streptophyta, Zygnematophyceae, Desmidiales, Closteriaceae.